Molecule: messenger RNA, 3678 nt
Organism: Dunckerocampus dactyliophorus (ringed pipefish)
Lineage: Eukaryota; Metazoa; Chordata; Actinopteri; Syngnathiformes; Syngnathidae
Product: protocadherin alpha-2-like
Exons: 1
Coding region: 1135-3678 (847 amino acids)
Biological process (GO): homophilic cell-cell adhesion
Cellular component (GO): plasma membrane
Molecular function (GO): calcium ion binding
Source: RefSeq, a predicted model, not a curated record
UGAAACUGUGUUAUUCUUGAUGUGACUGCUUAGUCCCAGUAUGAGAAGAAACUUGUAAAUAAUGACAAUUUGAACCAUAUUGUUGCUGCUUUCAAACUCUUUCACCAUUUCUAUCAUGAUUUUGGUCAUCUUAAACAUGUAUAUGAGCUGUGUAGUUCACAUAUAGACAUGACCUAUUAAAUCCACUGACAGUGUAACAUUGGAUGGGAGAACCCCGGUUUUUUAUGACAGUAUAUUGUUUGGACUUUAAACUUGAUUGCUUUACGGCUAUAAAGUAUGAAGCUGUUGGUUUAGAUAAUUGGAGUAUUUGGGUGUUUGAUUUCUGAAAUAUUGGCUGUAGUCUUGGUUGUCUGUAGUGCUAUCGUUGCUUGAUAUAUUAUUGAGACUAUUUUACUUGUUGGAAAAAAAAACCUAUGAAAAAGACACUGUCCGUGGUGCUGACCUUCUGUUUGCGCUACAGUAUUUUGUGGGGUCCUCGUGUGUUAGGCCAUGUAUGACAAUGGUUAUUACUAGUUGUAGCAAUAGUGCAAUUAAAGAUAGCAGUAGUUUUUCUUAUGUUAUUGUUUGUUAUUUUUUGUUGCAAUGCCAUCAACUAUAAUGCUGUGUUUCAUCUGCAAUAACUACGUUUUACGUCUAAAGAGCAAUAACUCUUUGCUUAAACUUCCAACGCGAUUUUUUUCCGUGGGGCCCAGAAUUCCUAUAUGCACCACUACAUACAAUGCUUACAAAUAAUACUUCAUUUAGAAAUAAAUCACCAAACAUGUUGUUACUGCACUACACUAAAAACAUAAAUAUUCAUGUUUGGACAUAAAAACAUUCUCACGAUAUAGAGAAACAGGGCAAUUAAAGUAAAACAUUUAAUAUACACUACUUUCAUACAACGCAAUACUAUUGUGUAGUAAAUUCACAUUUGGUUUGCAUUUUAUAAAAACAUUUGCAUCAGUUUCUUGUAGAAUGUAGGAUUUUGCUUGUUUUUUUUUAGCUGUCAGACCUAACUGUGUUUUUGAACAUGUUUAUUCAGUUGGUCUGUACCUUUGUAACUGUAAAGAUUGACUUACCUUCAAAUCACCACACGAGGUCGCAGUAGACCGUAAGAUAGCAUGAGCGUGUUCAAUUAUUCAACGUCCUCCCUGCAUGGUAACAAAAAAGAAAUCGUCAUCAGUCAGUAGUUCAUACGCACGAAGACGCACUCAAGCCUCAACAGUGGUACUGCACUUGGAUGAAUUAUAUCUACGGUGGAUAAGUGAUAUGGGGGAUUUGGUUCAUUUUGCUGAACCAACGAUGAGAACGCGUCAACAAAAAAGACACCAUGUCUGGAUUCACUUCGCUGUGCUUCUUUGUAUUUACGACUCGUCCGCUUCGCAAUUGUCCUACUCCAUUAACGAGGAGGUCAACAAAGGCUUUGUGGUGGGGAACAUCGCCAAGGAUUUAAACCUUAACGUGCAGGACCUGGACACCAGAGAUCUACGAGUGGUUUCGAGCUACAGUAAAGAGUAUUUUAAUGUGAAUCUGCAGACGGGGAACCUAUUUGUAAAGGAAAGAAUAGACAGGGAGGAGCUUUGUCCUAACCUGGCGAAAUGCUCGUUGAGGAUACAAGCUGUGUUAAACAAUCCGAUGACAGCACACCGCAUUGAGGUCAGUGUUUUGGAUAUAAACGACAAUUCGCCUGCUUUCACUGAAAAUGCCUACUCUUUGGAUAUUUUUGAAUCAGCCAUACAGGGAGAGCGCUACCUUCUCCCCGUGGCUGUGGACGCAGACAUUGGCAGUAACUCCGUGAGAAGCUACAAGCUGAGCAAUAAUGAACACUUUACACUAGACGUGCAGAGCGGAGGAGACCACGGCGUGUCUGCAGAGUUGGUGCUGCAUAAACCUUUAGAUCGAGAGAAGCAGUCGCUCAUUACACUCACGCUGACCGCUGUAGACGGCGGUAAACCUCCUAAAUCUGGCUCUUUGCAAAUACGCGUUAAUGUGCUUGAUGUCAAUGACAAUGUGCCCACUUUUAGCAAGUCGCUUUAUAAAGUGCGUGUGAGUGAAGAUGCCGCACAAGGCUCAGUUGUGAUAAAAUUAAAUGCAACAGAUUUAGACGACGGCAUGAACAGUAAGAUCCUGUAUUCGUUAAUUAAACGAGGUAACAAUGAUCCAUCAAAUGUUUUUAAUUUAAAUGCAGAAACAGGAGAAAUCACCGUGAAAGGUACAUUAGAUUAUGAAGAAACUCCUGCUUAUGAAGUCAGGGUUCAAGCAAUGGAUCAGGGCACAGUUCCUCGUAGUGCUCAUGCUAAACUGCUGAUAGAGAUAAUUGAUGUUAAUGACAACGCCCCCGAAAUAACGGUGACGUCACUUAUGACGCCAGUAAAAGAAAACGCAGAAUUGGGCACAAUAGUUGCUUUGGUUACAGUGAGUGAUAACGACGGGGGGAACAACGGUGUAACAAACUGUAAGGUAGUUGGAUCUGUUCCGUUUAAACUGAAAUCUAAUUAUAAAAAUGAUUAUUCUUUAGUAGUUGAUGGAGCACUAGACAGAGAAAACACUUCUCUUUAUAAUGUCCCCAUUAUAUCCACAGAUGAAGGAAGUCCUCCUCUGUCCACUAGCAGGAUCAUUACUGUUCAUGUUUCUGAUGUGAAUGAUAAUGCACCUCAUUUUAAGGAGCCUGUUAUUAAUGUGUAUGUCAAAGAAAAUAGUCCAACAGGAUCUUCUCUUUGUUCCAUAAAUGCCCUUGACCCUGAUUUGGAUGCUAAUGCAAAAGUGUCCUACACAUUGUUAGAUAUUUAUCCUGGAAAUAUUCCAAUAACAUCACUUCUAAACAUCAACUCAGAGAGUGGCGAUAUAGUCAGUUCGCAGUCUUUUGACUUUGAGAAGUUAAAGACGUUCCAGUUUAAAGUUCAGGCCACAGACUCUGGUGUUCCUCCACUCAGCGGCAACGUGACUGUCAAUGUUUUUGUCUUGGAUGAGAAUGACAACAGUCCCACCAUUCUGCCGCCCUAUUCUGAGCACAGCUCCGUUAACAGUGAGAACAUCCCCUAUUCUGCUGAAGCAGGAUACUUUGUGGCAAAGAUCAGGGCUGUAGACGCAGACUCUGGAUACAAUGCACUGCUCUCCUAUCACCUGUCUGAGCCCAAAGGCAACAACAACCUCUUCCGGAUCGGAACCAGCACCGGGGAGAUUCGCACCAAGAGGAGAAUGAGUGACAAUGACCUGAAAAGUCACCCCUUGGUGGUGUUGGUUUGUGAUCAUGGAGAAGCUUCCCUGUCAGCUACUGUGUCUAUUGAUGUGGUGGUGCUUGAAAGCACAGCUGACAUCCACACUCCGUUCAGACAUGUGCCCAUAAAGGAGGAGACCUUCUCUGAUUUACACUUGUACCUGCUCAUCGCCAUUGUGGCCGUGUCACUCAUCUUUCUGCUCAGCCUCAUCACUUUAAUAGCCGUCAGAUGCCACAGACAGACAGACGGCACUUUCGGCAGGUACGGCGCCCCGAUGAUCACCACCCAUCCUGACGGGAGCUGGUCUUACUCCAAAGCGACUCAGCAGUACGACGUGUGUUUCAGCUCGGACACACUCAAGAGUGACGUAAUGGUUUUCCCCGCACCUUUUCAACCUGUAGACGCUGAACUGAUCAGUAUUAGUGGAGGAGACACCUUUACCAGGACCCAGACUUUGCCUAAUUCUGAGAAGGUAGGCUAA